Messenger RNA from Nelumbo nucifera (sacred lotus), 4527 nucleotides. RefSeq names its product nucleic acid binding protein. NCBI's taxonomy places the organism in Eukaryota, Viridiplantae, Streptophyta, Magnoliopsida, Proteales, Nelumbonaceae. Gene Ontology annotation, molecular function: RNA binding; ubiquitin binding. The record is from RefSeq and is a predicted model, not a curated record.
ACCGAUCGGGAUCUUUGAUUUCAUCCAAAGCGCGCACAGCGUGUGAGCGACUUCACGAGCUCACGUCGCGAUGGCUUCCACCGAGCAACCCCUGAAGAAGCGAAAGCUAUACGAACCCGCCUCUGAACCUCAGCAAGUCUUCGCCUCCCCUCCAUCCCAUGAAGAAAUCAUGAGAAAGCGAAGAAACAGAGAAGAAAUUAGAAACGUCUACGACUGCUACCGGAGAAUUAGGUUUUGUAUCUCUCAGAAGGAUGCUCAUCUCAUGCCCGACUUCGAACAGGCUUAUCUCUCACUGAUCACUGCUUCUAGAGGUUGUACAAGUGCACAGCGUAUUGUAGCUGAACUCAUUCCUCGAUAUGCUUCAUAUUGCCCAACUGCUCUUGAAGCUGCUGCUAAGGUUGCAGUCAAUAUGUACAAUUGGAGCCUAGCUGUGAUAAUCAGAGGGGAUGACACUGAUGGUGUUGCAUUUCAGACAGCUAAAGCCUGUAGUUUUGGUUUAGUAGAAAUCUGCUGUACUGCUGCAUCAGAGGCACCGACAUCAUCUGUUAUUCGAGGCAUUUGCUCUGCAGUUUUUCUGAAUGUCCUUACUUUCUUUGUAUCCUCAUUUGAGGGCAAGGAUAUAUAUCAGAUUGGUGAUAGGGAAAUUGAAAAAAUACAAGAUUCCAAGGAUUCUUUUUGUGAGAUAAAGCAGAAAAUUGCAGAUGAAGAUGAAACUGAAGUAUCUAAAUUAUUCAAGUUCCGGGCCCUAAGUCUGCUCAGGAUUUUCUUCCUUUGUCCCAAGAAUUUACUUGCAGCUUGUUUUGAGCUCUUCAUUUCUGGUGCAACGGAUGGAGUUUGUAAAGGACAUUACUUUCUAAGGCAGGUGACAAACCAGUUUGGUGUUGAUGAUGUAACUCGUCCUUCGGACCAGAUCAAUGAUGAUCAGCCAUGUACUGUUUCUGUCCAGACAAAUACUGAAGGUACCGCGGUUAGUAGCGAGGGGCUAAAAUCAGAUGACAACCACAUGUUGGAGAAUGCAUCUAUUGUUUCAAAAAACUGCUUGAUGGGACUGGUUAUCAGAAAAGAUCAACCUUUGAAAGCUUGGAUAUUCUCUAGGUAUAAGAAGUUAUGUAAAUCGGUAGGUUCUGAGGCUGUAUCAGAGAUUUCAUCAGCUCUAGGGAGAGUCUUUGAAUCUUUCAUAGAACUUGUGGAGAAAGCAGAAAGCCAGGAGGAUAGUGAUGAGGAUAGUUCUGAUCCAUCAAAAUACAUCAGUCGACAGUAUUUGAUGCCUAGGAUCACUAGUCAACACGAUAACCCUGGUGAAAUAUCAAGGAAGGGCUCCAAUUCUAGAAUUUAUGAUUUAUCUGUUGGUGAUGCAUUUUAUGAGGACCGGGAAUCAGCUGACAAAGUUUCAGGGCGAUCUGGAAAACCCUGUGGCCCAGUAGUUCCACAUGGGCCUGUGAGUGAGAGUUCAAAUCAUAAAUGUGGAGAGCCAGGGUCUACAAAGGACUUGGAGACUGGAGAGCGUGGAGACUCGCACUAUGAUAGGACUUCCGUACGGAAGGACCUGGUGAAAAGCCAGUUGCUUUCACCUGCAACCAGAAAGCCAUUGGAGUUCACAAAAGAUGCAUUUGAAGGUGGAGGCCAUCUUGCUCAUUUUGAGAAAAAUCAAGUUUCAAACAUGGACCUUGGCUUGUCUGCCAUGAAAUCCACGAGUGGAGUUGGCAUUACUGUUUUGUCAUCUUCCAAACAACAAUUUCCCCUAAGAUAUCCUUCAACUGGUCAGACUGUUUGGUACUCUGAUGGUGAUCCUGCAGCCAUGGACAUAUAUUCGGCUUCUCAACAUCUUUGGUUGGGUUGUCUUGGCCCUGAAGCAUCAGAAACUCUAGUUAGGUUUCAGAUUGAGAAAUUUGGUCCUAUAGAAAACUUUUUCUUUUUUCCUGCUAAAGGAUUUGCUUUGGUUGAGUUCAGAAAUAUUAUGGAUGCUAUAAAAGCUCAUGAGCAUAUGCGAGGAUCUUCCCCUUGGGGUGCCUGCCUUCGCAUAAAGUUUCUAGAUAUUGGAUUGGGAAGUAGAGGAGCUAUUAGUGGUGUUGCAGUUGGUGCUAGUUGCCAUGUUUAUAUUGGCAAGGUCUCAAGCCAAUGGGCCAAAGAUGAGAUUCUUCAUGAGUUAAGAAAAGUGGGUUUCAAGAGCCCUCGCAUGGUCAUUGAUCUUUCUAGUGAAAGUGCCUUGCUGAUGGAAUUUGAGACUGCCGAAGAAGCUACAACCGUGAUGGUACAUCUUAGGCAACAUCGCAAAGAAAAUGAGUACAAUCUACAGCUGACUAGAACCUUGACAUUAAAUGCAGGUUCAGAUGAUGUUGCAAGGUCUCAUAUGGAAGGUGCAAGAUUUGGUCCGACCCCCAUUCGUGCUGAUUUUAGAAACACUAACCUUGGAAGCAUGGCUGUUAGCAUGAGUGGCUCACCUUGUGUUACAUCUGUUCUUGAUAGUCCUGUUGACAGUUGUAAGACAAGGAUGUCUCAGUUAUCUUCCUUGCUUUCGUCUUUAUGUACAAAAUACAAUAUUGGUCAGAGUUCAAGUUCUUUUGAGAGCCAUACAUUUAGGAAUCAUCACUCACUUAACAUUAGGGAUGAAGAUAGAGUGCCAACAAACACUCUCUGGAUUGGACAACCAGAUACUGGCUCGUCAUUUGUCACAGAUGAUGAACUAACGACUAUUUGCAAUCUUGCAGUUGGAAAUGUCGGUUCUGUUGUCAGACUGACACAAGCAAAUAUGCAGAUGGGUUCUUGUUUUUUAGUUGAAUUCAGCAGUAUAGAUGCAGCUAUUGCAGCUUUGAAAAAUCUUAGGAAUUGUCCUGGGAUGUUUUUUCAGGCUCAUUUCAGCCAACCAGGGGAGCACCAUAAUACGCCCUUUACAGUUAAAUCUGGUAACAAAACUCAUGAACUUGUAUCCCCAAGAAUAAAACUAGAAAGCCGUGGAGCUUCUGUGCAAGGUGGGCAUGCAUUUCAGACAAACUGGACCAUACCUGGCUGUGCAGAGAUGCUAGAGGUUGGGGUGAGAAAAGUUGACAACCUAGAUGGUUACGAUAGUGGCAUGACAGUGGAUCAUUCACAAGCAGAUGUUCAUGCUGUUUCUAAUGCCAGCGAACAAUUGUGGAUGUACAAGAAACCUGAAACUGAGUUGCAGUUUUCAGCACCUGGGAGCAUGCCAUGUCCACCGGCAGCAACACAGGGUAUUGUACCACCACCACCACCACCACCAAUUCAAACAUCUAUGUUUAUGCGGCCUGUUUACCUUGCCCCAAACAAUUCCUGGGAGAAACAGAGUAUGAAUCAUCCAUUGCCUCUGAACCAGAUCUCACCAGGCAUUAUGCCAAAUAGCAUUCAUGUUAAUGCAGGUCCAGCCCCUUUUUUGCCUGCUUCUGUAACUCCACUUGCACAAAUAUCAGGGAAUUCCAUGCAAUUUGACCAGAUGGUUGCGUUGCCUACAUUACCACCUUUAUCACCACCACCACCUCCCCCUCCUGACAUGCCACCUCCAUUACCUCCAUCUCCACCUCCUUUGCCUCUCUCUCAGCCACCUCUGGUUCCACCUCCACCCAGCUCUCCUCCUCCACUUCCACCCAGUGUUGAACCUUCCAAUACAGAAAAUGCUGGGCAACCGCUACAAUAUCCAUGGCAGGGUGCACUUUGUAAAAGUGGGGUCCAUUACUGUACAAUAUAUGCACAUAGAGAAGAUUCAGAUGUUUGCAAGUAUUCCAAUGCCAUGUCUGAACCUACAGAAUGGCCAGUGAGGUUGGAUAUGACAAAACGAACAGAUUUUCGGCAUGUAAAGUCAACAUUUAGCAGCACCCCACCACAUAAAAGAGAGGUCUGUCGGCUGCUCCCUGUGACCGCUGGUGACCAUAAAGGCUUUCAGGAUUUCAUAUCAUACCUGAAGCAGAGGGAAUGUGCGGGAGUGAUCAAGAUCCCAUCAGGGAAAUCCAUGUGGGCAAGACUACUCUUCAUUCUUCCCUACUCAACUGAUACUUGUUCCAUGUUUUCCAUUGCUCCUAAUCCAUCAGAGUGCCUCAUUGCUUUAGUUUUGCCAAAGGAGACAAGCUUUGAAUGGAAUGCCGAACUGGUUGACAUUUGCUCCGCGUUGCUUGUCAACCAUCCGGAUGACAUCGUUUGGGUUCUGCCGUUCUGGCUGAUGGAGGAAGUGGAGAUAGCUUCCCAUCCAAAAUCAAUAGGCUUUUCUCAGAUUAAUAUUACUCCGAAUCCUGCUCCUGUGGAUCAGAUGCCAGCAUCUUGUUGCAGAGCUUAUUCAGAUGGUAGUUUCACUGUUACAGGUUCAAGUGGUUUUGGCCUUUUGUUAUUUUCUGGCUCGAACUCUUUUUUUAAAGCAAGGUGUGGCCCCUGCAGGGCUGUAUCAGCUGAAUUUGCAGAAUUUUUCGCUAUUUUGGAAUGUUGUUUGGCAGUUGACCGUUGAGGGUUUUUAAAUGUGUAGCUUGAAUCUGACUCUAGCACUGUUGUUAAUAUUAUUAAUGAAAGGUCUUUUGAGUGCUCACU